Salvelinus namaycush (lake trout) is the source of this 2956-nucleotide messenger RNA. Its product is annotated as C4b-binding protein alpha chain-like. The record is from RefSeq and is a predicted model, not a curated record. Lineage: Eukaryota; Metazoa; Chordata; Actinopteri; Salmoniformes; Salmonidae. The transcript is spliced from 13 exons. Bases 227 to 1264 code for a protein of 345 amino acids.
AUGAUAGCAUAGAAGAAGCCAGAACAGUGAGUUAGAACAAAUAUUCGACAGAGCAGCUUUUUGAAGAAAGUGUACAGACCAUUUGAACAAUAAGCGUGAUUACGGCAAGUGGAUAUUAAGAGAAAUUAGUCUGCGUAGGUGGCGAUCUGAAAAUAACUUUACAGUACAAGCAAACCAACCAAUCCAGGAAAUUGUGUGCUGCUGCUUGUUACAGGAAAAUAAUGUCAUGCAGCACUCUAAAGUCUGUUGGUCCUUGACGACAUGGAUGGUCCAGCUGGCCUUGAUUGUUCUCACUGUUCAAGCUAAAAACUGCACCAAACCCAUAGGAGGGCCAAACAUGGUUUUGUCAGAUGCCUUCAUCACGCAAGAGACAUUUGUAGAUGGAGCAAAAGUCACUUUUCAGUGUGCAAUUGGAUAUGCCAAUACAGGACGGUCUCCUUCAGUCACCUGUACUGCUGGCGUGUGGAGUAAAGUGAAACUGACAUGCGAAAGGAAGUCGUGUGGCACCCCAGGAGAAGUGAUGAACGGCCGGUUUAAUCUCUCUGAGGGGAUCUUGUUUGGAGACAAGGCAGUUGCUACCUGUAACACUGGCUAUAUGCUUGUGGGCAGCGGUGUAAGGACCUGUAUGGAUGGAGGCUGGGAUGGCAGACUUCCUGUAUGUGAAGUGAUGAAGUGUGGAAAGCCCCCAAACAUUGUCAACGGUGGGCCUGUUGUCCCACCUGAAGAUACGUAUGACUAUGGAAGUGUAGUGCAAUAUGACUGUGAGAAGGAUUACACUCUGGUUGGAACUAAAUUCAUAACCUGCCGUGAGAAUGGAGAAUUCCAGCCAGCUCCACCUGAGUGUAAAAUGGUCUCAUGUCCUCUUCCUGUUGUUGAGAAUGGCGUUCGGAUUGCAGGCCGUCCCCCCUAUACGCACAAGUCUUUUGUGACGUAUGGGUGUAACGCUGGAUAUGAGAUGGUGGGACAAGACAGUCUGACCUGUGAAAUAGAAGGCUGGUCAGCUCCUUACCCAACAUGCAAAGCCCUUCUGACUACGACAAAGCCCACUACUACAAGGAGAACCACAAUCCAAGAUCGUGUACCUCGUCCCACUGAUCUAACCCCAAAGGCCAACGACAACACUGGGGUAAUAGCAGGCUGUGUUGUAGGUGUACUUGCCAUUAUUUGUCUUGCAGUAGUUGCAGUCUGCAAAGUUAAACGAAGCUCUCGAGGCGGCUACUCAUCAAAUGUGGCCACUAAAAACUCUGAAGACAAUGAGUUGUAGCAUCCUCUGCCAUGUGCCAAGUAGCCUAAUUUGCCUUAGUCGUCUCCUGCUUCAUUGAGAAAGGAGUCACAGAGAACUAGCUGCUGUGACGGUGCCUCCGAAUCAUCUACUACCCUCCCGCUUAUGAACGCAGCAGGCCCUCCCAAUUACCGGGAAUGGUUCAUAUCCUUUCAAAGGAAGCUCUAUUACGUGAUGAUUAGGAACCUCCUGACGAAUGUAUUGCUUCUCUCCCAUUUGGAAGCUUGUGCAUAAGGAGUGGCCUAACUUGAUUAGUUAAUAACUAUUAAUGUUUCCAGUAUACUUCACAUAUCACCUUUUCUUAAUCUAAGCCUGCUUCAUCUCAUUGCCUACAUUCUGAUGUUAAGUCCCACAUAUGUAUGGAAGCUGCUCUUUAGGGCGACCAUGCAUCACAAAGCCAGUUUUACCUCCUAUGAAAUAAAAAGAUUUAAGGAAAUCAUAUCCUUUGCAAUAUAAAAAAAAAACUCACAAUAUAUCAUGCAGUUUGACACCAAUGUCUUGAUAAAGUCAUACCACCAAAGGUCAACACUGGUUUCAUAGACUAGGUUGCAGAUGUGUUGAAUGUUACCUGGAGUUCAUGAACAAAAUCGGGGUUCAAAGAGAAUCAAUGGGCACUCACUAAGUUUAGCUCUAAUCAUUGGCCUUGGUCUUUAAUUGUGUAAAUGUCAGGUUCAUUUAAAAAGGUUGGUUUUAUAAGGAGACCAUGGAAUUGAUGCAGUAUGCUUAUUUUGUAAAGUGCUAGUUCUUUGAAGGAUCAAGGACUCAUGAUCCAGCUUUGGAAUCUUUAUUUGCACUUAUAGCCUAUUUAUAUUGUCUUGGAGUUAUAUUGUAGAUAAGUCAAUGAAAGAUUUAUUUUAAAAAAUGUAAAUGCAUCUUGUUUUAAUGAAGUUAAAUGGGGAAAAUACAUGCUUACAAUGUCUAUUUUCAGAGAUGAGUCAUAUUUCCGUGACACAUUUUCCCUCUAAACUGUUCUGGAUUUGUGUGUAAUUGGCUCACAUUGCAUGUGUAAGAAUAACUAUGGAAACUGAUUUAAGCAGAUUGAGCAAAUAUAUUGGAGAUCUGCUAUUCAACCACUUGUAAUAUAACAUCCACCAUACCCAACAGUUGAAUUACUGCCUUGAGUAAAUGUACAAAGUGACGUUAACCACAGUGCAAGACUAUCUGGAUCAUGGUGUUCUGUAGGCAGGAAACCUGCAGCUCUCUGUAAUAAUCAGGCUCAGCUUAGUGCAUUUAGAAUGUUCAAAGUGCUCUGGAUUCUUCACAAUGCCUUAUCAAGGGAAAAUACCAAAUAUUUUGCAGUUGUACCCUUUUAUUUAUUUUGUAUUAUCUUAACAGACAUUUUCCUCUGCCCUUUUUAUUACAUUGCUUGGUUGACUCUUUUACAGGUUGUCCUGUUUUUCUUUGUUAAUGAAAACAACAGAUUUAAUGUUGUGAUCUAAUAGCACUUGUGUGGCUAAAACCAGGUUCUUAUUUAUUAGGCUACAAAGUUUAGGACGUUGCAAAUAAAAGUGCAAUGAAGAAUAUUUUUGGAGUUUGAUGUCUAUUGUAUAGCCUACAGUGAAUUUGCUUUAUUCUGAUCAAUGUACCCUACUAAGCAGAGCGGUGUUCAACAUAUCCAAACAAGACAACCCCACUUGCCAUGUUUUCAAAAUGGAAUAAAUACAUGUUCCAGAA